Falco peregrinus (peregrine falcon) is the source of this 1538-nucleotide messenger RNA. Its product is annotated as uromodulin-like. The transcript has 9 exons. The record is from RefSeq and is a predicted model, not a curated record. Gene Ontology annotation, cellular component: apical plasma membrane; cell surface. Lineage: Eukaryota; Metazoa; Chordata; Aves; Falconiformes; Falconidae. Gene Ontology annotation, biological process: neutrophil migration. The coding region runs from base 242 to 1501 and encodes 419 amino acids.
UCAGUGCUGACGAGCGAUCGACUAAUCAGAAGGGCUAUCCGUGCUGAGGAUGGACUUUGGCAGAGUCCUUUCCUUCCUGGCCGCCGCCGUAGGAUGCUAAGCUGGUUCUUGUGCAAUCGCAGAGGCAGCAUGUUUGCGUGGGGGAGAAGGAUGAGCUGCUGGAAGGCGAUAUAAGGCACCGGGCUGGGAGCACAAGAGACCCAGGGCAGUGGUGGGUGGAGGAGCAGAGAGUGGCCUAGCGAUGGAAAGGAUUGUGAGAUGUUGGCUGCUGGUCUUUGCUCUCUGCCUGGCUGGCUGUGAAGGCAACAAGAGUGAGCUGAUGAGCCCGCAUGGCCUGAGGCAAGGGGUUGCCUUCCAUCUCAAGAGGAGCCCAGACCCCUGCCUGCCAAACCCGUGCCAACAUCAGGGGGACUGCCAGGUGGCAGAGGACAGACCACAUUGCAGCUGCAAACCGGGCUUCACAGGGACAUUCUGCCAAGAUGUGGCAUUGAAAUUGGCCUGUGCGGAAGAGUACAUGAAGAUGAUGGUGAGGAAGGAGGUGUUUGAACUCUUGAAAAUCCCCUGGGAGCUUGUCCACUUGAAGAACCAGGCAUGCAAGGUCUCAGAAAGGGAAGAAGAGGGUGAGCUGUUCUUUGCAGCCACUCUCACAGGUGAAAACCACACUGCCUGUGGAUCAGUAAUUCAGCAAAACGGCUCCCACGUGUCAUACUCCAAUGUCAUUGAGUCAGAGCGGGAAGUGCACAGGGGCGUGAUCUCCCGGAGUUUUCAGCUGGAGGUGCAUUUCUCCUGCAUCUAUGCCUACAAGCAGGUGGUGAGCCUGCCCUUCACUCUCACUGCUGUUGACAAGCUGGUGCAGUUCAUGGUCAGAGAAGGGCACUUCAACGUCAGCAUGAGACUGUACAAGACCUCCUCCUACCUCCAGCCCUAUCACCUGCCAACCGCGACCAUCCCCAUCACCAACACAGUCUAUGUCCUGCUGAAGAUAGAAGGACAACGCCAGCUCAAGUACUUCCUGCUAAGCAUUGACGACUGCUGGGCCACGCCAAGCGUGGAUCCCUACCAGGAUGUGCAGCACAAGCUCAUUGAGAAGGGGUGUCCCCAUGAUGAGACAGUGGCUUACCUGAAUGCCAUUGGAGAGAGCACUACUGCCAAGUUCAGCUUCCAGAUGUUUCAGUUUGUUGGUUACCCUGAGGUGUUCCUGCACUGCCGUGUCCAGCUCUGCCUCCCUGACAGCCUGGAGCCCUGUGCCAAGCAAUGCCCCAGGCACUGGAGGAGCAAGCGGGCACUGGGAGAUGACUACAAUAAGAUUGUCUCCUAUGGGCCCAUCCACCUGCUGACUGCUCCUUCCUUGGGAGUGGAGACCCACCAUUCCAGGACUGACCAACAGGACCUGGGAGUAGGACCCAGCCCGUGGCUCCCGGGGGCCCUCAUCCUGCUGUGUGUGCUUGGUGCACUCACUGUGGCUGCUGCGGCCGCCAGCGUGUGGCAGCGGAUGGUGUAGAAAAUGGCUGUUCCCAAAUAAAUGUGACAAUAGCAGA